AUGAAGAAAAUGCAACAGCGCCACAAAGCAGAAAAAGAAAACGAUCAUGGUUACCUAUCAAAGACUGUAUCUAGACAAAGUCGGUCAACAAGCAGUGAUAUUGGUCAUCGUAGAAGACGGAGAAGUCGUAGUCACUCUGGUUCGCAAUACUGUCGUUCAUACUACAAACAUAGAUGUGAAAGUCCAUCAUUUCAUAGACAUACAAGGCGCAGACAAAAAUCUUACAGAUACUCCCAUCGUUCUGGAAGUUCUCGUAGUGAUGAAAGCCGCUAUAAACGUAGUAAACAUCGGAGAAGAAAACACUCCCAUCGACGCAGGCAUCGAUCAUCUUCUACUACUGGUUCUGUGUGUUCGUACAAAAGUCGAAAUUUGACACAUUCAAAAAAGAAAAGAAAACGAAAGAACAGAAGUCCUACGGAUAGUUCUGAUAGCACUUCUUGUAGUUCAAAUCAUUUAAAACAAAAACCAAAAUCGUUAAUUGAAGAAGAAGUGAUCACAUCAUUUACUGGCGAUCCGGUUGUUUAUCCUCCAUGUGUACGUCUAAUGGUACUAGCAUCACAAUAUGCUCAAACAGGACAACUUUUUAUCAUUACAAGUCAAGAGUCAAUUGAAGGCAAGGGUUGUAUUGGCAAGUCGUCUCAUUUAUGCCCAUAUGCACAUUUAACAAAUGACCCAGAGAUAAGUGAAUUGCAUUGUGAAGUUAUUUACGAUACAGAUAGUCGUCAAUAUUCUCUACUGGAUAGAGGUUCUAAUUUCAGUACCACUAUCAAUGGUAUUACUUUGGCAAAAUGUAAAUCAUCAAUAUUACGUCAUGGUGAUAUAAUACGAUUAGGUUCAACCCGUUUACUUGUACACAUACAUAAUGGUAAUGAAACAUGUGGACAAUGUGAUCCAGACGAGAUUAAGGCUGCUUUAACUUCAAUUAUAGAUGUCAAUGAAACAAUCAGUUCUACAAAUGAUGAUAUGAAUACAGAAAAUCUAACUGAAACUAUACCGACACAUUCAUCAAAAGAUGCUGAAAGACGUGCAAAAUUAGAUGAAAUAAAGAAAAAAUAUGGUUUAAAGUUUCCACGAAUAAGACCUCAGGCAAAGACAGACAGACAAUAUAUGGAUCGUGCUGCACAACGACGUGCAAUCGAAGCAAAUUUAAAAGCAGCAGGUUAUCCAUUACCUCCUGCACCAGGUGUAAUAAAACAGCAACUUAUUAAAACUCCACUAAUAACUCGAGCAACACCAGCCAGUGUAUAUAAACCUAUUGGAGAUGAAAAUAAAGGAGCUAAAUUAUUAGCUAAAAUGGGUUGGACACCUGGUCAAGGAUUGGGUAAAAGUAAAACUGGAAUUUCAGAACCGAUAACUGUUAGUUUACGUGUCAAUCCACAAGCUGGUCUUGGUUCAAGCAGUUUAUCAAACAAUACAAUACCGAUUGAUUCAACACCAAGAGAAUUAUCACAAGCAUAUAUUCGUGCAAAAACAAAAGAACGCUUUGAUAAAUUAUCAUAA
Molecule: messenger RNA, 1500 nt
Organism: Schistosoma mattheei
Lineage: Eukaryota; Metazoa; Platyhelminthes; Trematoda; Strigeidida; Schistosomatidae
Source: the annotation of a GenBank genome assembly